AUGAGAAUUGAUUAUGCACAAUUUGGCGAUGUUGUUAGUUUCGACACCACAUUUUGCACAAACAAAGAGUAUAGGUCAUUUGGGAUAUUUGUUGGGUUUAAUCAUCACAGAGGAGCCAUUAUAUUUGGGGCUGCACUUUUAUAUGAUGAGACAGCUGAAUCUUUCAAGUGGUUAUUUGAGGCAUUUACGGAAGCACAUGGGCAGAAGAAGCCUAUCACCAUCUUCAAGGAUCAAGAUGCUGCUAUGGCAAAGGCAUUAACUGAGGUGGGGCCUGAGACAUGGCAUGGGCUGUGUACUUGGCACAUAAUGCAAAAUGGCAUUAAGCAUCUCGGUAAUUUGAUGAAGGAUGGCUCGCACUUUCUUGGAGAUUUGAAAAAAUGUAUAUUUCAAUAUGAUGAGGAAAUACAGUUUGAGGAUGAAUGGCAAAAAUUGCUUAAGAAUUAUGGAGUGGAGAAUAAUUCAUGGUUGCAACGUAUAUAUGGCUUAAAAUAUAAAUGGGCAAAGUGCUAUAUGAAAAAUACCUUCACAUUAGGUAUGCGGAGUACACAGCUUAGUGAGAGUUUGAACAGUGAUAUGAAGGAUUAUUUAAAAUCCACUUUGGACAUUGUGCAAUUUUUUAAGCAUUUUGAACGGGUUGUGGAUGCUAAGCGAGCCAACGAGUUAAAAGCUGAGUUUGAUUCAAGAAACAAGCUUCCAAGGAGAGUGAACUUGGUGUCACCCAUCAUAAAACAAGCUGCGGAAGUCUAUACUCCUUUGACUUUUGAACUCUUUCAAGAGCAGAUGGAUUGGGUUAGUGCUUGCCUCAUCAAAAACAAGAAUGAAAGUAAUCUCAUGUCUGAAUUUUUGGUUGGUCUUGUGGAAUCAAAAUGUGAGUACAAAGUAUGUUGUAACCCAUCUGAGCUUAGGAUUAAUUGUAGUUGCAAGAAAUAUGAGACAUUUGGGAUUCUUUGUUGUCAUUGUUUGAAAGUUUUGGAUGUGCUAGAUAUCAAGUGUAUACCUCUAGCUUAUAUUUUGAAGAGAUGGACACGGGGAGCAAGAAGCUUGGUAGUGAUAGACAAUGAGGGAAAACAGGUUGAAGAAGAUAGUAACUUAGAUAGUUCACAACAAUAUAGGCGUAUAAUGCCUGAACUUGUUAAAAUGGCAUCACAAGCUUCAAAUUCAGCCGAGAGUUAUGCUUUGGUAAUGCAGGUUACAAAAGAGUUACGUAUACAGCUUGAUUGUAUCACAACAUCUAAUGGCCCACAAGUGGUUGUCCCUGAUGAGAUCCCUAUGUUUGCAGUAGGGCUGAAGAAGAAAGAAAAAUGUUCAAGUGGUAGACGGAAGAAGAGCAGGAUAGAAAAACAAGGGAAAAAAAAAGAAAAGAAUUGA
Messenger RNA from Telopea speciosissima, 1368 nucleotides. Its product is annotated as protein FAR1-RELATED SEQUENCE 5-like. Gene Ontology annotation, molecular function: zinc ion binding. The record is from RefSeq and is a predicted model, not a curated record. Gene Ontology annotation, biological process: regulation of DNA-templated transcription. Lineage: Eukaryota; Viridiplantae; Streptophyta; Magnoliopsida; Proteales; Proteaceae. The transcript has a single exon. Bases 1 to 1368 code for a protein of 455 amino acids.